Rhizopus microsporus ATCC 52813 is the source of this 1651-nucleotide messenger RNA. Its product is annotated as translation initiation factor. Gene Ontology annotation, biological process: translational initiation; formation of cytoplasmic translation initiation complex; formation of translation preinitiation complex. Gene Ontology annotation, molecular function: eukaryotic initiation factor eIF2 binding; GDP-dissociation inhibitor activity; translation initiation factor activity. The transcript is spliced from 4 exons. The coding region runs from base 272 to 1486 and encodes 404 amino acids. Gene Ontology annotation, cellular component: cytosol. NCBI's taxonomy places the organism in Eukaryota, Fungi, Mucoromycota, Mucoromycetes, Mucorales, Rhizopodaceae. The record is from RefSeq and is a predicted model, not a curated record.
CUCUUGUCGAAAAACUUUUUUCUAUAAACUCUUUACAUCUUCCUUUUUUUUGAAACAAGAAAAGAAAGAAAGUAUCAUAUAAAAAGGAAGUCUAAACACAUUUCUAAAGGACAAAAAAAAGCUUUAUUUUUCACUCUAAACUUGUACAUGAAUUGUGCAUUAUCAAACUGGAAUCCCAAAUACGAAGAAAGUAUAGAGAAAUACCAAUUACAACAUUUUAAAGAUUACAAUUAAAUUACACAUUUAUAAACCAACUUUCCAAUAAUUCAAAAUGGCUACAAUUAACGUAAGACGUGAUGUUCAAGAUUCUUUUUAUCGUUACAAGAUGCCUCGUAUUCAAGCCAAGGUCGAAGGUAAAGGUAAUGGUAUUAAAACUGUUGUUGUCAAUAUGGCUGAUAUUGCUCGUGCCUUGUCUCGUCCUCCUUCAUACCCUACCAAGUACUUUGGCUGUGAAUUGGGUGCUCAAGUCAAGUGUGAUGAUAAGAAUGAACGCUACAUUGUGAAUGGUGAUCAUGACGCAAGCAAGCUUCAGGAUACACUUGAUGGUUUCAUCAACAAAUUUGUCUUGUGUCAAUCUUGUAAAAACCCUGAAACUGAUAUUCUUAUCAAGAAUGACGAAAUCUUAAUGGACUGUAAGGCAUGUGGUGCUAGAAACACUGCCGACAUGCGUCACAAAUUAUCCACUUAUAUCAUCAAGAAUCCUCCUGCUGUUGCUUCCAAGAAUGUUCGCAGACAACGUAAGGCCGCUACUGCUCAGACCAACAACACAGGUGAGGAUGCCGCUGAAGCCAUUGACGGUAGUGAUGAAGCUGCUGAUGCCGGUAAUGGCUCCGAUGAUGAUAUCAUUUCUCAACGUAUCCAAAAGCAAGCCGCUGGAUUGAACAUGGAAAGUAAAUUGGCGCUUGAGGAUUGGUCUGAAGAUACAAGUGAAGCAGCUGUUGCUCAGCGUAUGAAGGAGCUUAGCAUCAAGAGAGGUGGUGCAUUUGGUGGAGGUGAUGACGACGAUGAAGAAGUUGACAACAAAUAUGAUGCUUUUGGUGACUGGUUAGAAGGCCAAAAGAAUCUUUCUGAUGAAGCUAUCAUUGAAAAGGCUGAAGAAUUGGGUGUUUAUGGAAAAUACAAGGCUUGUCUCGUCUUGGUUCAAUGUAUCUUUGAUGAAACUGUUGUCUCUCAAAUCCCCAAGCGUGCUAAACUUCUCCGCAAGUUUGUGACCGACGAAAAGCAUCAAAAGGCAACUCUUGGUGGUAUUGAGCGUCUUAUUGGCUUGAAGCACAAGGAUGCGCUCUUGAAGAAGACACCUACCAUCUUGAUGAAAUUGUAUGAUUUGGAUAUCAUUGAAGAUGAAGUUUUCUUGAAAUGGGGAGAAAAGCCCUCUAAGCGCUAUGUUGACCGUGACAUCUCCAAGGAGGUCAAGAAGGCCGCCAAGCCCUUCUUAGAAUGGCUCGAAACCGCUGAAGAGGAAGACUCUGAUGAAGAAUCAGAAUAAAUACAGUAAUAAAUAGAUAAAGUUAUCUCCUAUUUUUGAUGCCCGUUUCUAUCAAUAUUUAAGAUUAUUUAUCAUAAGUUCUAAUGUGAUGAUAAACAAGUAACUGACAGUGAGGGAAAAAAAAAGGAGGGGAGAAGAAGAAUGAAAAGGGAGAAUAAAGAUUAC